AUGAGCUGGGCUGCUUCUCACAGAAGAAGCCCACGUAAAAAGAAGAAGAACCAAAGUGAACAGAACGAUGUCACUAUAUUCUUCAUUCUCUCUCUUUUACCGUCUCCCUUAAUCAUGUUAUCUCUUUUGUUUUCUCUCUUUUGUUCUCUUCUUUUACUCCCUCUGUUAAUCAUUUUAUCUCUUGUUUUCUCUCUUCAACAUCAUAUAUUUUCCCGCCUCUUCAUUCUCUCUCUCUCUUUUACUGUCUCUCUUAAUCAUUUUAUCUCUUUUGUUUUCUCUCUUUUUCAUCAUAUAUUUUGCUCGCUUCUUCAUUCUCUCUAUUUUACUGUCUCUCUUAAUGGUUUUCUCUCUUUUGUUUUCUCUCUUUUGUUCUUUUCUUUUACUCCCUCUGUUAAUCAUUUUAUCUCUUUUGUUUUCUCUCUUUUGCAUCAAAUAUUUUGCUGUCUCUCUUCCUCAUUCUCUCAUUUUGCUUUCUUCUUCAUUCUCUUCCUUUUGCCGCCUCUCUUCUUGAUUCUCUCUCUUUUGCUGUCUCUCCUAUUCAUUUCCUCCGUUUUCUUUCUUUCUUUUGCAUUAUAUAUUUUGCUGUCUAUCUUCUACAUUCUCACUCUUUCGCUGUCUCUUUUCUUUAUUCUUCCCUUUUGCUAA
Molecule: messenger RNA, 645 nt
Organism: Acanthosepion pharaonis
Lineage: Eukaryota; Metazoa; Mollusca; Cephalopoda; Sepiida; Sepiidae
Source: the annotation of a GenBank genome assembly